Sorex araneus (European shrew) is the source of this 5021-nucleotide messenger RNA. It is a transcript of the gene RRBP1, whose product is annotated as ribosome binding protein 1. Gene Ontology annotation, cellular component: endoplasmic reticulum membrane. Gene Ontology annotation, biological process: protein transport. The coding region runs from base 427 to 4689 and encodes 1420 amino acids. The transcript has 25 exons. NCBI's taxonomy places the organism in Eukaryota, Metazoa, Chordata, Mammalia, Eulipotyphla, Soricidae. The record is from RefSeq and is a predicted model, not a curated record.
GGAGGCGGCGAUCCCGGCGGAGGGGGCCGUUCGCCAGCUCCGAGGCAGAAAGUGCCACGACUCCACACGCGCGCACGCAGCUAGCGAGCGGCCGGAGCGGGCGGCGGACGGGGCGGGCGGCGUCGGGGUCGCGGCGCUUGCAGCUGCUCGGGCGGCUUCUCGUUGGAGGCUCGGCGGGUUCCUCCCUCCCGGUUCCGUGGUAGCGGCGGCUGCGGCUCCUGCCCUCCCGCUCUCCCUCCCGCGUCUCGGGCUGCAGGAAGAGAAGAAAUUCCGUUAUCUCAGAACCCCUUGCAGGCCAGCAAGUGUCGGCCAGUUGAGCCUGCUAGUAAUCUCGCCCUGCAGGUGACGCCUGCAUCCUUCCCUUCGGAGGCCUCCACCGGUCUACAUUAGAGUGUGCUCGUAACAGCAGAAGGAAAGCAAGACAGGAUGGAUUUUUAUGACACUCAAACCUUGGGAGUGGUGGUCUUCGGUGGAUUCAUGGUUGUUUCUGCCAUUGGGAUCUUUCUGGUGUCAACCUUCUCUAUGAAGGAGACAUCAUACGAAGAAGCCCUGGCCAACCAGCGCAAGGAGAUGGCAAAAACUCACCACCAGAAAGUAGAGAAGAAGAAGAAGGAGAAAACAGUGGAAAAGAAAGGAAAGACCAAGAAAAAAGAAGAAAAACCCAAUGGGAAGAUACUGGACCAUGAAUCUACUCCCAGUGCAACUAUCCUCCUCAAAGACACAGCACGAGCCGUGGCUCCAAGUCCCCUGCACUCCCCCGUGGUUCUCACCCCAGUAGCCACCGUAGCAGCCAUGCCCCAAGAGAAGCCGGCUUCUUCCCCUAAGGACAAAAAGAAGAAGGACAAAAAAGUGGCAAAGGUGGAACCAGCUGUCAGUUCUGUAGUGAAUUCUGUCCAGGUUCUUGCCUCCAAGUCUGCUGUCUUUGACACUGCCCCCAAGGAGGUGCCUAUGGUGGUUGUGUCCCCAGUGGGUGCCAAGACCUCCACUGCACAGGGUAGAAAGGCAGAAGUAACCCAAAACCAGGGCAAAAAGGCUGAAGGGGCUCAGAGCCAGGGUAAGAAGGCAGAGGGGGCCCAGAGCCAGGGCAAAAAGGCUGAAGGGGUGCCAAACCAGGGCAAGAAGACAGAAGGGGCCCAGAGCCAGGGCAAGAAGGCAGAAGGGGCUCAGAGCCAGGGCAAAAAGGGAGAAGGGGCCCAGAGCCCGGGCAAGAAGGCUGAAGGGACCCAGAAUCAGGGCAAGAAAGCAGAAGGGGCUCAAAAUCAGGGCAAGAAGGCAGAUGGAGCCCAGAAUCAGGGCAAGAAGGCAGAAGGGGCUCAAAAUCAGGGCAAGAAGGCAGAUGGAGCCCAGAAUCAGGGCAAGAAGGCAGAGGGGGCUCAGAACCAGGGCAAGAAGGCAGAUGGAGCCCAGAAUCAGGGCAAGAAGGCAGAGGGCGCUCAGAGCCAGGGCAAGAAGGCCGAUGGAGCCCAGAAUCAGGGCAAGAAGGCAGAGGGCGCUCAGAACCAGGGCAAAAAGGCAGAUGGAGCCCAGAACCAGGGCAAAAAGGCAGAUGGAGCCCAGAAUCAGGGCAAGAAGGCAGAGAGCGCUCAGAACCAGGGCAAGAAGGCAGAGGGGGCUCAGAACCAGGGCAAGAAGGCCGAUGGAGCCCAGAAUCAGGGCAAGAAGGCAGAGGGCGCUCAGAACCAGGGCAAAAAGGCAGAUGGAGCCCAGAACCAGGGCAAAAAGGCAGAUGGAGCCCAGAAUCAGGGCAAGAAGGCAGAGAGCGCUCAGAACCAGGGCAAGAAGGCAGAGGGGGCUCAGAACCAGGGCAAGAAGGCAGAGGGGGCUCAGAACCAGGGCAAGAAAACAGAGGGAACCCAGAAUCAGGGCAAAAAAGCAGAGGGGACUCAGAACCAGGGCAAAAAGGUAGAGGGGGCUCAGAAUCAAGGCAAAAAAGCAGAAGGGGCUCAGAACCAGGCUAAAAAGGCGGAGGGGAGCCCUAAGGGCAAAAAGGCAGAGGGGGCUCAGAACCAAGGCAAGAAGGCAGAGGGAGCCCCCAACCAGGGCAAAAAGGCAGAGGGGGCUCAGAAUCAGGGCAAAAAGGCAGAUUCAGUUGCUAAUCAGGGCACAAAGGCAGAAGGUGCUGGAAACCAGGGGAAAAAAGAGGGGGGCUCUAAUCAAGGCAAAAAGGCAGAGGGAAUUCCUAACCAGGGGAAAAAGUCAGAAGGGGCCCCCAACCAGGGCAAAAAGGCAGAUCCACCUGCCAGUCAGGGUAAAAAGGCAGAAUCAGCUCCUGCUCAGGGCAAGAAUGCAGAUGUGGUCCAGAGCCAGGAGGCAUUGAAGCAAGAGGCUCCUGCAAAGAAAAAAUCUGGUUCGAAGAAGAAAGGUGGUGAGCCUGGGCCCGCGAACGCCGACGGCCCUCUAUGCCUCCCCUACAAGACGCUGGUGUCCACUGUGGGCAGCAUGGUGUUCAGUGAGGGCGAGGCUCAGCGGCUCAUCGAGAUCCUGUCUGAGAAGGCUGGCGUCAUUCAGGACACCUGGCACAAGGCCACUCAGAAGGGUGACCCUGUGGCGAUCCUGAAGCGCCAGCUGGAGGAGAAGGAGAAGCUGCUGGCCACAGAGCAGGAGGAUGCGGCCGCCGCUAAGAGCAAACUGCGGGAGCUCAAUAAGGAGCUGGCAUCCGAGAAGGCCAAGGCGGCCGCCGGGGAGGCCAAGGGGAAGAAGCAGCUGGUGGCCCGGGAGCAGGAGAUCACGGCCAUGCAGGCACGCAUGGAGGCCAGCUACCGUGAGCACUUGAAGGAGGUGCAGCAGCUGCAGGGCAAGAUCCGCACUCUUCAGGAGCAGCUGGAGAACGGCCCCAACACGCAGCUGGCCCGCCUGCAGCAGGAGAACUCCAUCCUGAGGGACGCCUUGAACCAGGCCACAAGCCAGGUGGAGAGCAAGCAGAACGCAGAGCUAGCCAAGCUGCGGCAGGAGCUCGGCAAGGUCAGCAAGGAGCUGUCGGAGAAGGCCGAGUUGGCCAGGCAGGAGGAGCAGCAGCGGAAGGCUCUGGAAACCAAGGCAGCCGCCUUCGAGAAGCAGGUUCUGCAGCUGCAGACGUCGCACAAGGAGAAUGAGGAGGCCCUGCAGAAGCGCCUGGACGAGGUGAGCCGGGAGCUGUGCCGAUCCCAGACCAGCCACGCCAGCCUCCGGGCAGACGCUGAGAAAGCCCAGGAGCAGCAGCAGCAGAUGAGCGAGCUGCACAGCAAAUUGCAAUCCUCUGAGGCCGAGGUGAAGAGCAAGUGCGAGGAGCUGAGCAGCCUCCAAGGCCAGCUCAAGGAGGCCAGGGCCGAGAACUCCCAGCUCACAGAGAGAAUCCACUCCAUCGAGGCGCUGCUGGAGGCAGGCCAGGCCCAGGACGCGCAGGCCAGCCACGCAGAGCCCGAACAGCAGCAGGCCCGCCUCAGAGAGCUGGAGUCGCAGUUGAGGUGUGUGGAGAAGGAGGCCACCGAGCUCAAGGAGGCCGUGGAGCAGCAGAAAGUGAAGAACAACGACCUCCGAGAGAAGAACUGGAAGGCCAUGGAGGCGCUGGCCUCGGCCGAGAGAGCCUGUGAGGAGAAGCUGCGCUCCCUGACCCAGGCCAAGGAGGAGUCAGAGAAGCGCCUGGGCGAGACGGAGGCACAGAGCAGGGAUGUGCUGCUGACGCUCUUCCCGGCCCUCAGCCCCGCGGCCAACCAGAGCUACACCAAGUGGCUGCAGGAAGUGAGAGAGAAAGCACCCGAGCUGCUGCAGCUGCCGGCUACCACGACGUCGUCCCCGGACCUAGCCUCCAAGCUCCGGGAGGCGGAAGAGACCCAGAGCAGCCUACAGGCCGAGUGCGACCAGUACCGCACCAUCCUGGGCCAGACGGAGGGCAUGCUCAAGGAGCUGCAGAAGAGUGUGGAGGAUGAGGAGCAGGUGUGGAAGGCCAAGCUGAGCAACGCCGAGGAGGAGCUGCAGAAGUCCCGGGCCAGAGUGAAGCAUCUCGAGGAGACUCUGGACAAGCUUAAAGGAGAACUGGAAGCUUCCGAUCAGCUGAGGGAACACACCUCAAACCUGGAAGCGGAGCUAGAGAAGCACAUGGCAGCCGCCAGCACCGAAUGCCAGAGCUACGCCAAGGAGGUGGCAGGGCUAAGGCAGCUUUUGUUAGAAUCUCAGUCUCAGUUGGAUGCAGCCAAGACUGAAGCCCAGAAACAGAGCAGCGAGCUGGCCCUGGUCAGGCAGCAGUUGAGUGAGAUGAAGAGCCACGUAGAGGAUGGUGCCGUAGCUGGGGCCCUGGCUGCCCCCACAGAGGCCCCCCCAGCUGAGCAGAGCCCCGUCGAGGUUAGGGCGCUGAGGUCGCAGCUGGAGCAGACGGAGGCCGUCCUGCAGAGUGAACAGAUGCGGCGGCAGCAGCUGGCCAGCGAGUUUGAGGAGGCUCAGAACUCAGCGUGCCGGCUCCAGGCAGAGCUGGAGAAGCUCCGCAGCGGCUCCCCGAACCCAUCCUCAGAAGCAGAGGCCUCUCAGCUGAAGGAGAGGUUAGAAAAAGAGAAGAAGUUAACCAGUGACCUGGGACGUGCAGCUACCAAACUGCAGGAGCUUUUGAAGACCACCCAGGAACAGCUGGCGAAGGAGAGAGAGACCGUGAAAAAGUUGCAGGAGCAGCUGGACAAAGCAGAGGAUGGCAGCAGCUCAAAAGAGGGUACCUCCGUCUGAGUCUCCUGAGGAAGAAGUUACUGUUCAACUUACCAAAAUGCCUUACACAUUCCUUAUAAAUAAACCAACCAACACAGCGUUAUCCAGGCCCAACUUCCAGUAGCUCUGAGAAGCCAUUGGAGACAGCCGUCUCUUAGAACCACAGAGCUGAUCUUCCAGACCCCCCUUUGUAAACGAACCUUUGUCACAUUCGAUAAACACUAUUCCCCAGGACCAGCCCUGGCCUACUGCCAGCAGACACCAAAGCCCUUAUCAGGUGCGACAGCCCCUAGGCUGUGUGCUGGGAAGCAGGGACUCUGGGUAUCUAUGUGUCAAUCAGUGCAAUUGUUUGU